Bactrocera tryoni is the source of this 2784-nucleotide messenger RNA. It is a transcript of the gene Alg12, whose product is annotated as probable Dol-P-Man:Man(7)GlcNAc(2)-PP-Dol alpha-1,6-mannosyltransferase. The transcript is spliced from 8 exons. Gene Ontology annotation, cellular component: endoplasmic reticulum membrane. The record is from RefSeq and is a predicted model, not a curated record. Gene Ontology annotation, molecular function: alpha-1,6-mannosyltransferase activity. Gene Ontology annotation, biological process: protein N-linked glycosylation. Lineage: Eukaryota; Metazoa; Arthropoda; Insecta; Diptera; Tephritidae. The coding region runs from base 454 to 2685 and encodes 743 amino acids.
UACAACACACCGUCAGCUACGUGGAAUUGACAAAAACUAAAUUUAGAAUAAUAAAGGCCGUAUAUUGGAAAAAUGGCAAUAAACACCACAUCGGCGUGAUUCUUAAUCGCCAGCGUAUUAGUGUAAAAGUCAAGGAAACAAUAGAUUAACAAAUAGUAGGAGAAAUAAAAAACAAAGUGUUGAGAAAGUUUCCUGGAGUCAAAGUUGUGCACAGGUGCACACGGUAGAGCGCAUCAGCAAAGAUAUGUAUGCUAUUGUAAAUUUUCUAUGAAGAUAGCAUUGUGGAAAAUUCGGGAAUCGAAUUGUGGAUAAUAUGCCAUUAUGUAAUUCAGUUAAUUGAUCAUCAAUACGUGCACCGUUAACCACGCUUCUCGCGUAUUGCUAUUUAAACAAAUAAAUUUGCCUUUAAGCCUUUACUUCAUAUCUCUUUAAUUGGAAACAUCACCGACUAACAUGGAUUCGUUGUUGUUCCUGACGGCUGCGGCGCAUCUGUUCUACACACCAUUCACCAAAGUGGAGGAGAGUUUUAAUUUACAAGCUAUGCAUGAUAUACUUUAUUUGAGACAAAACUUUACGCAGUAUGAUCAUCAUGAUUUCCCCGGUGUGGUACCGCGCACCUUUCUCGGACCGCUUGUUAUCUCCAUAUUGUCCACACCGUUUGUGAUACUUUUUGAAACACUCAGCAUGAAUAAAUUUUGGGCGCAGUAUGUUGUUCGUUUAGUGUUAGCCGCUGUGGUAACUGCUUCGUGGCACAAUUUCCGUCGUGUGAUAAGCAAACAGUUCGGCACUGACGUGCGCCUCUGGUUUACUAUCAUCACAUUGACCCAGUUUCAUUUCAUAUUCUAUAUGAGUCGACCAUUGCCUAAUGUUAUAGCAUUGCCUGUAGUGUUGUAUGCUCUGGGCUUUUGGUUAGAAGGUCAAACGAAACCCUUCAUUAUAUGUUCUGGCAUCGCAAUAUUGAUAUUUCGUUCCGAACUUUUAAUAUUCUUAGGCCUUCUGCUAGCAUAUGAUGUGUUUUUUCGCAAAGUUACUAUAUCCAGCGUACUAAAAAUAGCAUUACCCGCAGGUUUAGCUAUUUUGGUCACAACAAUUGUUUUGGACUCGUUUUUCUGGCGCCGUCUCUUGUGGCCGGAGGGUGAAGUGCUGUGGUACAACACUAUAUUGAAUAAAAGCUCCGAUUGGGGUACUUCUCCGUUCUUAUGGUAUUUCUAUUCAGCAUUUCCACGCGCACUCGGCGCUUCAGUUGUUCUGGUGCCAAUAGGUGUUUGUUUGGAACGACGUAUACGUCCACUAGUGCUUGCGGCCUUGGCAUUUGUGCUUAUCUACUCAAUACUGCCGCACAAAGAGUUGCGCUUUAUUGUUUACGUGUUCCCUGUGCUGAAUUUGGCGGCUGCUUGUGCCUGUUGCCGAUUCUGGCUAAAUAGCGGGAAAUCUGUGUGGCACCAAAUACUGGCACUUGGUGCUGGUGCGCAUUUAUUAAUUAAUAUACUUAUAACGGUAUUCCUUUUGGUUGUAUCGAGUACCAACUAUCCAGGUGGUGUGGCAUUAACUCGUCUGCAUCGUCUGGAAGCACAAACGCCUAAUGUAUCCGUGCAUAUAGCAAAUUUAGCGGCACAAAGUGGAGUCUCAAGAUUUUUACAAGUCCGCGAUGACUGGCACUAUUGUAAAAACGAAUCGAUAACUUAUGAUGCUGAGCAGACGCGUUAUUACACACAUCUCCUGGUGGAAGCAAAGAAUAAAAACAAUGUGCAACUUUGGUCCACACUGCAGAAAGAAUUUGAAAUUGUAGAGUUUGUCGAUUGCUUCAAUAAUAUUGGCAUACAAUAUAGCUCAUUAGUGCCAAUUCGUAUUAAAACCAAACCAUGUUUAGCUAUAUUAAAGAGAAUAAAACCUGCUGUUGAUGUCGAAACUAAAAUAAAGACGAAAGGCGAGAAAAAAGCGAAAAAGAAAAGUAAAAAGUCAAACGAAAUCGAAACCGUGGAAAUGAUUCUUAACGAAGUUGUAGAAGAUAUAAAAGACACUGAAAUGCCAAAAGACUUGCACAGCAUAGAAAAGGCCCUAGAUGAAACUAUAGAAGACCCACAACAAUUCGUAGAAGAAGACAAAACCACACUGAACGAUAAAAUAGAUGCAAAGGCUUCGCUGGAGGACGGUUAUGUAGAGGACUGGACAUUAGAAGUUGUAGAUGAUGAAACAUUCGAACAACCAAUUGAAAUUCAAAAGUCAGAAAUGCAACCGCCUAGCGCUGAAAAACCUAUCAAAGUGCACGAAGCUGUAGAAACAUCGGCCCAGAAGUCCGACACUGACAUACAAUCAGAGGAAACUUCCGAGCAGCAAACAAAAGAUAUAAACUUCCAUGAGCUGCAUAAUCUGGCGCUGGGCAAGGUGAAUCGCAAAACUUUGGCAACAAAACAAAAGAUACGCCAAUUAAUCGAACAGCAUUAUCGUGCGAAGGGACGCCACGUUGAAAGCUCCGCCGAAAAGGUUGAUAAACGUCCCGCCACGGCAGCGCGCCAAACAGUUAAGUCCAUUAUAAAGCAAGAACGCAUUAAGGAGAUGAUCGAACAGAUCGCCACAAUGGAUCUGACGCGCAUUUGCGAUCUGGAUCAUAUUUCUACCAAAGACUGUCUAAAGCAGGUUAUCGAUAAACUGGACGCCGAUGAUAAGUCAGCGCACAGUAAUUGAAAAAGUGUAAAAUUUUUGUUUUAAAUUAAGGAGAGUUGUUUGCUAGCAUAAUGAGUGUUCGCUUUCUCAUUUUUAUAUUUAUGUAAAAUAAGUUAAUGU